UUGCGAAGGUAGUGGUAGUGGUGGUGUGCUGGAGGGAGCAAGUGUUUCCUUUGGGUUAGCUGGCUGUUAGGUUUGGCCACAACAUUCUGUCUAUAUCUGUCAAGUUUGGCGCAUAUCUCACAGGCGUUUCAUUCCCUUGCUAUAUUUUAUAGUUUCUACAUGUUCUUAUUGCAAACUGUUUUGCGAGGUGAACCUAACCUUGUCUGAAAAGCAUCUUUGAUAGCACGAAAUUACGAUGCCAUCCCCGAUGGAGGGAUCUUCCAGAGAAGGUGACCUGUUUACUGUGAAACAUGAGCUGAAAAAUGCCAACCUGACGGGCCAUGUAGAGAGGGUGGGCAUUGAAAACUUUGAGCUGUUAAAGGUGCUGGGCACAGGAGCCUAUGGCAAAGUGUUCCUGGUGAGGAAAGUGAGUGGUCAUGAUGCAGGAAAGCUGUAUGCCAUGAAGGUUUUGAAGAAGGCUACUAUUGUACAAAAGGCAAAGACUGCUGAGCACACACGGACAGAGCGGCAGGUGCUGGAGCACAUCCGCCAGUCUCCAUUCCUCGUCACACUUCACUAUGCCUUCCAGACAGAUACCAAGCUGCACCUCAUUCUCGAUUAUGUAAAUGGUGGGGAGCUCUUCACACAUUUGGUGCAGAGGGUGCGAUUUAAGGAGCAAGAAGUAGCUCUGUACAGUGGAGAGAUUGUGCUGGCACUGGAGCAUUUACACAAGCUUGGGAUUGUCUAUCGGGACCUGAAACUUGAGAAUAUUUUAUUGGAUUCAAAUGGACAUAUAGUUCUCACAGACUUUGGCCUCAGUAAGGAAUUUGAUCAGGUGGAAAGAGCUUUCUCUGUCUGCGGCACAAUUGAAUACAUGGCUCCAGAGAUUGUGGAGGGAGGAGAGUCUGGACAUGACAAGGCAGUGGACUGGUGGAGCCUCGGCGUGUUGAUGUACGAGCUUUUGACUGGCGGAUCACCCUUCACAGUUGAUGGAGAUGAGAACUCACACACAGACAUUGCCAAGAGGAUUUCAAAGAAGGAUCCUCCUUUCCCCAAAGAUAUGGGACCACUGGCCAAAGACCUCAUCCAGCGACUCCUCAUCAAAGAUCCAAAGACGAGAUUAGGCUCAGGUCCUAAUGGAGCAGAGAAUGUAAAGAAACACCCUUUUUACCAGAAAAUUAACUGGGAGGACUUGGCAGCUAAGAAGGUGCCGGCCCCAUUCAAGCCAGUGAUUCGGGAUGAGCUGGACGUCAGCAACUUUGCAGAAGAGUUCACAGAGAUGGACCCCACCUACUCCCCUGCGGCUCUGCCUCAGAACUGUGACCGCAUCUUCCAGGGCUACUCUUUCAUGGCCCCCUCCAUCCUGUUCAAGAGGAAUGUGGUGAUGGACGACCCUGUCCAGCUGUGUGGGGGCUCUGAGAGGCCAGGCUCUGCUGCGGUGGCCCGCAGCGCCAUGAUGAAGGACUCACCCUUCUAUAUGAGUUAUGAGAUGGACUUGAAGGACAGCGCGCUGGGUGAAGGCAGCUUCUCCAUCUGCAGGCGGUGCACACACAAGAAGACUGGACAGAAGUACGCAGUCAAAAUUGUCAGCAAGAGGAUGGAGGCACAGACUCAGCGGGAAAUAGCAGCCCUGAAGCUCUGUGAUGGCCACCCUAACAUUGUCAAGUUACAUGAAAUUUACCACGACCAGCUCCACACAUACCUGGUUCUGGAGCUGCUCGGUGGAGGUGAGCUGCUGGAGAGGAUCCGCAGAAAGCAACAUUUCAGUGAAACAGAGGCCAGCCGCAUCAUGCGCAGACUGGUGUCUGCCGUCAGUCACAUGCAUGACGUAGGAGUGGUGCACAGGGACCUUAAACCGGAGAACCUGCUCUUCACAGACGAGAGUGAGAACUCUGAGAUAAAAAUCAUAGACUUUGGCUUUGCUCGCCUCAAACCACCAGACAAUCAGCUCCUGAAGACUCCCUGCUUCACCCUGCAGUACGCUGCACCAGAGAUACUCAAAUAUGAUGGCUACGAUGAGUCCUGCGACCUGUGGAGUCUGGGGGUCAUUCUGUACACCAUGCUGUCUGGCCAGGUGCCUUUUCAGUGUCAGGAGAAGAGUCUGACCCACACUAGUGCUGAGGAAAUUAUGAAGAAAAUCAAACAGGGGGACUUCUCUUUUGAGGGGGAGGCAUGGAGAAAUGUGUCCCAACAGGCCAAGGACCUGAUACAAGAGCUGCUGACGGUGGACCCAAACAAGAGGAUUAAAAUGUGUGGCCUCCGUUACAAUGCCUGGCUCCAGGACGACAGCCAGCUGUCCUCCAACCCACUCAUGACCCCAGACAUUCUCGGCUCCUCCACUGCCUCUGUCCACACUUACGUCAAAGCUACCUUUAAUGCAUUUAACAAAUGUAAGCGGGAAGGUUUCCGUCUGCAGACGGUGGACAAGGCGCCGCUCGCCAAGAGGAGGAAGAUGAAGAAGACAAGUACCAGCACAGAGACCCGCAGCAGUUCCAGUGAGAGCACCCAUUCCUCGUCGUCCUCCUCCCAGUCUCAGGAGAAGACUUUUUCCGAGGGUGACGCCAACCCACAGCCCUCCAACAGCACUCCUCUCACCACCCCUGUCAACACACCCGUGGCCCUUGGAACAGACUCUAAGCACCAACCGGCGCCUCCAGCUUUUCAUUUCUCAGAAGGACAGUGAGACAGAGAGAGGAAAAGGGAGAUUCCGACAGUUUCACGAACAGCGGGAAGGCUCAGACCGGUGUAGAGACAGCUCUCUUCUCUUUCUCUGUCCCUGGCAGCUCUCUGCCUCUGGCUCAAUUGCAUGGACGUCCGCACGUCUCCAAAACCAAGCAUGCAGCAGGAGCAGCAACCGUCACCUCAGUAUCAAUCAGUCAAUCAUCACUAGCAAUAGCCUAUCCCUUUCUUUCUCUUUCACUUUCACACACAGACUGUAUCAAUCAGGGACUGGACCAGGAAGAAGUUGUCACCGGUGUCCAAAAUGAAAAGGGCUGCCCUACUGCCGCAGGUCCAGACAGACAAUGGAGAGACACCUUCAGUCUCGUCAUAAAAUCACAGCUCUGUUUGCUCCGUUUACCUGUCUAUGUCGACACCUCCAGAGGUUUUAAAGGGAAAGUCGUAGUGUUUACACCAUGGAUGCUUUGUAUUUUUUUGUCAAGGGAGAGAAGAAAUGCAGUGUGCUGCAGCGUUCACGUAACGUGGGUCCACUUGUCUUUUCUGGGAAGUCUCUGCAAGAUGGAGCAGGGUAUUUAUAUGUGAAUUUUACAGACUGAAAUUUAUUUAUGAUAAGCUAUAUUGUUAACUUAUUUAUGGUUCAGACUGAUCUGAAAAGAAAUAAUGGAUACAGUGAGUCUUUUAAAAAAAAAAAAGAUAUUUUGUGUAUGUGUGUAUGUUAUUCCCUAUCAGCUCAAAAGACUGUUUCAUGUAGUCAGAUGGUUGUUCAUAUCUCUUUGUAAUCUUCAUAGAUAUCAAUGCUUCUAGUCAGCUCUGGAGACACAGUUAUGUAAGAUUAUUAUAAGCAAGAAGAGAUUAACACCAUUAGCCACUGGUUAAUGAUUGUAAACCAGUGUGUUGAAUUUAUAUAACAGACUUUUGAAAUUAUUUAUGGAGCCUGGUGGAUUUUGGGGUUUAAUUGCAGCUGUGUCCAGUGGUCAAAAAAGGCAGUUUCCUUAUGUAUAAGGAUUUAAAGAAGCAAAAGUGUAAACAUGUUUUUGUAGAAAUAACCAAAUGUGGAUGUAGUCUGUUCAGCCAUAUCUGUGGUUUUAUUGUUGUAUGGGGAAUACUGCUGCCUGUGGGGAUGUGACCCUACAAGAAGAGCUAUAUUUAGACUUAUUUUUGCCUCAGAUGUGGGAGUAUGACUACUUCAAGACUCGGCACCGCUUCGGUUCCACAUAGGUCUGAUCCUCAAGUUAGUAUUUAGCCCAGCAGUGGAUUUGUGUGGUGUAAGACUUGCUUGUCUCAUUAUCACCAUGACCAAUUGGAUUGAGCAGAAUGUCCCAUAUGCAGAUCAGGUUAGUGCAAGGUGAACGCGUCAAGAAGUUUGAAUUUCCCGAUAUCCAAGAUGCCAAAGGGCAGCUUCAUGUGGCUUCCUUUUUCAGAUUAAAUGAGAUUAAAUAAUUCAGAAAAAGAGAGGUUCAUGUGCCAAAAUUAUGAAUUAUCAUUAGGAUGUUUUAAGGCAAUAUAGUGCAAAAAGUUGUCCCUUGUGUCACUGCCCUAAGUCUUAAAACUACUUCCCUUUAUGAAAACAUCAAGUUUUUGAGGACAGACCUGAAAAGAAAAAAACACUCCUUUUACUUUCAACACCGUCCCUCGCUCUAUUUACCAUGUUGUACUGCAUGACUGAAACGGUGAUCUUUGCACUGUGUGACAGCUCUCACUUUGAGGCAGAUAUCUGGUUAGUAUUAAGUCCUCAGUGCAUGAUGUGAACCGAAACAUCAGCCUCUUCUUUUUCUUUUUUAGGCAGUUCUUACUUGAUUUAUUGUGAGUUUGUUUACUUGCAUAUUUUGACUGUCCCCGAUUUAAUUGGGGACUUUGAAGUUUUACUGUUUGAAAUGUGAUGGAUGUAAACACCAAAACCCCCUUUACAAUAGCCUGAAUAUUGUAAUGUCCCAUUGUUACAAAACUGGUGUUAGCCAGAUACAGUAGUUAGGUGAUUGAAAUGCCAUGCUCUGUUAAUUGUUUUUUUUGCAAGUAUGUGUUAGUCUGUAUCCAUGGUAAUAGUUAAAACGCUGUAUUCUGUUGUACAGGGGUAUUUGUGAUCAGUAUGUGAAGUUGCCUAGAAACAGUUUCUCCUGCUCGGUUAGGAUACAAAUUCUUAGUUGGACUACUGUGUGCAUUUAAACACACUCCCUCAUCUUCUUCCAUUUUAAUGCACUCUGAAUCUGAACCAAAGCAUUAACUUCAAGGUAGCUGCUCUAAGCUGCAUGAGAUAUUUCCUUUCAUGCAAAUAUGCAAAUGCUUCAUAUAUCAUGGUUUCUGUUUGUUUUGUCCAAAUAGUGAAAAUAUGUUUGAUGUCUCUAGAACAGAUAAUUUUGUAAGUGUGUUCCUUAAGAGAUUCUUUACAGGAUCUAUAAUAUCCAUAUCCAGCACAUUAUCAUGCUUAGAACUAUGCAUCUCUUUUUUGCUGUUGUGUUGCUUUUGCCAUUACAAAAAGCUCUCACCAAAUAGGUUCAAACAUAGUGCUUAAAAGGGCGCAGCGCGAUGUACAUACACUGUACUGUUACUCAAACAGCAUCAGCCACAAUAGAAAUAGCAAAGUAGGAUCCAUUGCCCAUAUGAAAAGCUGGAAUUCUUGGAGCUAAACACUACAAAGCUCUUGUCUAACUUAGUUCGCAUGAGUUCCCCGUUGCUGCCUCAUUAAGCCUCUUUUCUUUUGUUUGGGUGUAUUAAUAGCUCAAGUGGAGGAAGAGGAAGAGUGUCCUAUAUUGAGCUCCCCUCUGGGAGCCAGGCUCUAUUAGCUGAUGUGCUGCAGUGCUGUUUGUUCCAAAGAAAAUACCAUACUCCACUCACUGCCUCUGUGGGACCCAGCUCACUUUCUUUGUAGGGAAAAUAAUUGUGUAUCACAGGAAAGGGUUGGUUUAGUACCAGUGUCUCUUGGGGUUGAUUUUUCAAACUAGCUCCUCCCUCCCUUUGAUGAACAAUCAAUGUUCAAUAUGCCACUCUGAGGAGAGAGGGAGGGAGACCAGUUAUAUAAGUUGAGGUCCUGUUGACUUUGGUACAUUAAUGUGUUGAUUUCCUGGAAUUUGAAUCAAAGUUCUUUGUCUGUCUACAGUGCUUCCUCUUUUUUUGUUGGCUAAGCAGCUAAGCUAAACCUUUAUACCUUUUUGCAGCAUUAAUUAGAGGGCUGAACUGUUUUGUAUAAACCAGUGACUGCUGUUGUACGUUUUAGAGUCAAGGGGUCAGGCUUGGGAUGCCUCUGUAUGGCUCUGUGUGAGGUUUCAUGUACGUGCUAAAGAGACAAGAUGUGGUUGCCAAAGUGACAUCUUGUAUGGUAAACAGUGCCACUUAGCUAGGUGUAUGCAGUUGUCUUUGAAAGUGAUUUUGAACAGAUGUGACUGGUGGUGUUAUUUUUGGUCACUUUUACUGUGGAGCUGUCCACGGUGCUGAAAUGGCCAAAAACAAGUAGCUUUCCACAAAGAGUUCUAGUAAUAUGAUCCUUUAAAGCAGUGACUCGCAACCAGGAGUACUGCAGUAGCUGAGCCAAUUUGAAAAAAAAGGGAAAAAACCAAACUGAAAAACAAAAAACAGAAUUUGUGUGAAAGAGGAAAAUAAAUCCACAAAUAGAAUUAUAAACUUGUAUGUAGUAUAUAUACAACAUGUCACACUUUCCAGUAAACUACCAGAUAUGAAAACUGCUUGCAAAGGACACAGUGGUUUGUGCCACUUGAAAUGGUAUUAUCAAUGUGAAUUUAACCAAAAUGUACUGGAAAAAUCGACAAAGCCUAAACAUCAACAAUUUCUGGAUCAAGUUAUGCAGUUUUAUAUGAUUUAUAGUGUAAAAUAACAUCCAGAUUAAUGAAUAAUGUGUGUGCUGGUUCACUACUAUAAAGGGUGAGCUAGCUUAAAAUACAAAAAUUACUAAAUCAAACUUAGACUAAGUUCCACUUAAACUAAGUUCCACUCACCCCUAUUAUACUGGUGGGGCAGCUGACAUUUCAUAGACUGAUCAUAGAGUCACAACCUGGAUUAAUAAAACCAAAGCUAAAUACCGGUUUUCGUGAAAAAUAUGGAUUUUAGGGGGAAAUUUGGGUGAACUGAUCGUGAAAUGUUUCUCUAUGGGGAAAUUCUAGGGACUUGAACAUGUGUUGUUUAGUUUAUUAGGUUUACUCAGCCAGUAUUGAUCUAUGUAAUGUUGGUGACAGAAGUUAAUGCUACAUGAAAAAGUUUAGUGUUUUUUUGCCUUGAUGCUUUUUGCCACUUUAGGCAUCAUCGUCAUCAUCCUCGUCGUCACCUCUGCUACCAUCAUGCAUGUGCUACAGCUUGAUUCCUGUAGAUCUUUCUGUCUUCACUGGUUCAUAUCGUUAACUGAAGCGUGUCAAAAAGUACUGUAGCAAUGAAUCCCUUUGAGAUUGGUCGAUAUUUAACUGUUUCAAAACACGCAAUCAAGCUUUAAGGGCAAAACUUUGCACUUGUAUGUUAUUUUAAAUCAUGCAAUUGAUUUUUUUGUAAAGGAAAAAAAAGUCCUCUUUGUUUUUGUGCAGGUUCAGACGUCUGUUUCUGUUGAUGGCUGUUGUCCAAUAUUUCCAAUAUGAUUCUCUUAAUACGAACCUCAACACCGGAAAGUACUUUUACUUAUUGCAAGGGUACACCAUGUGCAUACCUGCUUUUUUUAGGGCACUGUGAACAUCAUCAUUCAGGUCUUCAGGCAAACCAUUGAUGAUAUGAGGAAAAAAAUAACUUGAUUUGCUUCAAUAAAUGCUUUACUUGCUGGCUGAAUACAUCUGUACAUUUAAUAACCUGAAACAUGAUGAGUCUUUUAAUAGAGCCUUGGCUUUCAUUGUAUUUUCAAGUGUAUUUACAUCAUUACUGAAGAUAUUUUGUGAUACCAGGAUUUGUCUGUGUGAGUUGUCAGAAGGACAAUAAAUGUACGGUUUCUUGUUCAUUUAUUGAUCUUGACUAAUAAAUUAGGUACAAACCUUUGCAUAUUUAAAAAUGGUAUUCUAAUUUGAAGAGCAUGUUAGCAGCAUAGAUGGAAACUUUAUUUCAGCAGUCGGUCUCUAGAUGGCAGCGUUUAAUAAAGCACCACUAGGAGGAGAGUCUCCUGUGCAGCAUUGACUCCACUCAGCCUUUAUGUUUUACCUGUUAAUGAGUCAAAUAGACGAUUGUGUUGAAUAUGUUUAAAACAUAAAAGAUCAUUUUUCAUGAUGUCUAGCAGGACUAGAGACUAAUGUCUAUGUAUCAGGUCGAUUAAACCAGUUAUAACCAAAUUAAGAUUAUUAGUGUCUUAAAAAGUUAACUACAAGUACUGUAGAUGUCCAGUCAUUAUUAUUCAUUAAUUUCAUGCUCUGAUUAAAACAGUCACAUACAGUUGACCUGACAAAAGGUUUCCUGUCUCUUUAAUUUGAAGAUCAAUCUAUUUUUAAGAUUGUAAAUAUACUAUUGUGAGAUUUAGGAAUCGUCUUUUUGUGGAAGAACUGAAUGAACUCAUGUAACAUGGCUAAGAAGGGAUUUAUUGAUUACUUGUAGAGUAACAAUAAAUGUACAUUGUUUGUGUUUUCCUGCA
This is a messenger RNA of Lates calcarifer (barramundi perch), 8203 nucleotides long. It is a transcript of the gene rps6ka5, whose product is annotated as ribosomal protein S6 kinase, polypeptide 5. Gene Ontology annotation, biological process: regulation of DNA-templated transcription; intracellular signal transduction; protein phosphorylation. Gene Ontology annotation, molecular function: ATP binding; magnesium ion binding; protein serine/threonine kinase activity. Bases 236 to 2662 code for a protein of 808 amino acids. NCBI's taxonomy places the organism in Eukaryota, Metazoa, Chordata, Actinopteri, Centropomidae. The record is from RefSeq and is a predicted model, not a curated record. The transcript has 17 exons.